This is a messenger RNA of Peronospora farinosa, 4794 nucleotides long. Lineage: Eukaryota; Oomycota; Peronosporomycetes; Peronosporales; Peronosporaceae. The record is from the annotation of a GenBank genome assembly.
AUGGACGCCAAGAAGCGCAAAGGAUCAGCUCAUGCGUUGCAAUGGAAAAGACCACGUCGGUCUCUACGCGAUAAGAGUGAAUUUGUGAGUGUCGAGGUAGGAAUGCGUGAGUUCAAGAAGCGUUUGGCUGCAACAGACGUCGCAGAAUCCACCAAUUUGACAAUCAAAACGAAUCAAGUUGACGAGGAUUUCACACAAGUCACACCCAAGACACGAGGCAAGUCAAAGACGGCAAUUGUACAGAAAAAGAGCACUGGAACAAGUCGGACAAGUGCUGCAAAAAUGAAAAAGAAAACGUCCAUGCCGGUACAAAGAACGACGCGAGCGUCAACGAGACUUGCUGCCUCGACGUUGUCACUGGCUCAAGUGAAGUUGCAAUUGAAGUUGGAGCAGCAAGAGAGAGUGGAACAUCGUAUCCAGAUGUUGCAUUGUGAAGAAAAACCACUUGCUGCUGCUUCGGCAGUUAAUAAUGCAUCUGCUUUGUCUCCUGUACAUCCUAGGACGUCUGUUGGUGCUGAAGGAAAGACGGUGAUUAAAGCAGACAUAGCGUCAAAGCCGAUGAUGUCAAUAGGAAAUGGAGCUCAAACUUGCACUUCCAGUGUAUUGUCAGCUACUCAAAUUCCAUCAAGUACAGAACCUGUCGCGCCCAGUGACCUGCGGCUUUGUCCGAUGAAAAACGAGUUCAUUGCUGAUGACUUGGAAGAAGACCUUAUGUUUGCAAUGGCACUUGAAGAGACAGAAAGGAAGCUAGCAACUCCUCAGAAACCAUUGCUUUCUAGAAAAGUCGAGACUACAACUGACGUAAAUUGUUUAACAGCAAUUAAUCCUCAGGUGCUGGUUGCUUCUCCAGUUCCAGCAAUAUUGGCAACUGCAAUAUUACAACCCGCACAAGUUUCUACCGCCAACCAGCAACAUAUGACUAAGACGUUGGUGCAGAGCAAUCAAACAGAAGCGAUUCCUGAGGUUUUGGAAGAAAUGGAACGUUUGAGACGUGAAAACAUGCUUCUCAGGCGGUCCAACGAGCUUCUCCAAGCUGCUCUAACGCCACCAGCGCAAACAAAGAUUUGCGGUAUGUCUGGUCAUUCCAACGAUCAGGACGGUACCGCGCUAUUGCCGCAGGACUCUUCGAUCGAUACUUUGGCUAGGACUUCCACAGGUCGAUUCCUGGAUUUGGGUGGAUGUGACAGCGAACAUGAGAGGCUUUCAUCGUGGAAUGAUCGCCAGCUUCAGGAACACGUAACGGAUAGUCGCUUUACAGCGAGCCAAACUGUUCCGUCAGAAAUACAAAGCGAAUAUCUCUCUAGCAACAACGAGAAAAGGCUUUGUGAUGACCAGCACAAGCUUGAAAAAGAGAACGAACUUGCCACUGAACCUGACAUAACGAAAGAACAUGCAUCCAGAGUGUCACAUAAGGGCUCGCCUCAUAAUUCUAUGGCAACAUCACCAUUGUCCGGCCACUCUGCACUCGUAGAGGACAACAUACAUCUUUCCGCACAGCCGACAGUAACAGGAUAUGAACCUGUUCAGAAAGGUGAGACUGCAUCACUGCGGUCACCCGAGCUCUCAUCAUCGACAGAAUGCGUGAUUGAAGAUUGUGCUCAUGCAACAAAUGGACGCGAUGAUGGUGACGUAUCGGAUGUCAGUGUGGCCGAAGUCGACGAGGAAGUUUAUUAUGACGACGAGAAGGAAGAAGAAGUUGUUAGCGACGAUGGACCAACUGGGCGAAUGUCAACGAUUGACUGUGGAAACCACGCAGAAUAUAAGGUUCGACAAGAGAACGAUCACGACGACGCCGAUGACGAGAAUAUGGGUGAGACUCGGGAUAAUAUCAUUGCUCUGGAAACAAAAAGUGACGCCGAACCAGCAUUAUCGACUUACGUCGACUCCGAAUCAUCCAACAUAAUACUUAAUAACGAACCAGCUGCGUGGAAGCCAGGUACACCAACGGACAAUGACAUUCUUGACCGAACUACUGCACCUAGCAACUCAGACGAUGAAGGUGAUAAUGGUGAAGCUGAUUUGAUGAGCGUGAACCGGAGAAAACGGCGAGAGGCUAUUGCACUUUCAUCUUCAUCGUCGGAAUCCGAGUCGGAAAGUGAGGAAGAUGAAACGACCAGCUUGAAUGUACUGGAAGCUGCUCUUCAUGCAGCAGGAGGCGAUAGAGGCGGUAAGAACCGAGCAAAGUCAUCUUCCGUCGUCAACAGCGCUGUAAGCGACAAGCAACAUGAAACAAAAGAUGGCUCAACUGCCGCUGUCUUGGGAUCAUCGUUGCCUUCAAAGUCAGCGAAAAGAAUAAUGAAGAAGCGAAAGACCCUAGGCCUUUCGUCUGCCAACGCUAAGAAAUCGGCGAGUACUAAAAGCUCCUUGCUAUGGCCAACGCUUGACGAUUUUUACAACUAUCUACUGGAUAUGUCGCCAAAAAAUAUCCGUGGAUCAGAGGAGAAGAGGGUUCAUCUCAGACAAUAUGCUGGUGGGAAGCUGCCGACUCAACAUUCGUCCAUAGAAAAAUAUUGUGGCGUGCAGCUUGAGGCAGUUAUGGAAGAGCUAAUGGCUUCAGUGAGCAACACCACGGACCGUAAGGGCGGUGGAGGCUCAAGACCAACUCGUCACCUACCACUCACGUCUGUGUCACCUUGUGGCGUGCAGAGAGGUUUUACAUCAUCAGCAGGACUGAGUUUUGACGCCAUUUUCUCCGAAAGUGGGUUUACUGGCAGCACGUCCAGCAGCAACGAUUAUGUUCUCACCUUUGAUCCCCCUGCACUAGGCAAAAAUAGUUCAUCAGAUUUCACGAGUGGUGAUUUGGUAUUGGUGCGCUCUCCCCGCUGGAAGAAGUACGAAAUGUGCGUUUUUGGUGUGGUGCUUUGCGGCUCAUUGGUAGCAGGAGGAGGAAAGAGUGUUUCAAGAGGCAAGGUUGGAGACGGUGAACCAGGAUAUGAUGACCAGAUCUGCGUGCUUAUUCGUGCUCACAAACGCGGCCAAGAUGAUGCGGCGGAAAACUUUAACGUGUUGACAGAGCUGUGUCUGUCGAAUCAACGGGCGCCGAAGUGGCGAUGGUCCCUCCAACAAGUACACAACACUACCACAAGUGCGCGUGAGUUUCAGGCAAUCAGGGCCAUACCAUUUUUUCCCAGCGAUCUUCAGCAAGCAUUACUACGUGGACGCUUAACAAUGUCUGCUACAAAGCAGACACCACCUCAUUCCGUGGCGCCGUCUUCAGUACUUUCGCCACGCUUGCUGAAGUAUCUACGUAAGCAUUUCAAUGACUCACAAGUGCAGGCGAUCCUCGGUUGUUUGAGGGAAGACAGCAGGGUCAUUAUUCAAGGACCGCCAGGCACCGGCAAAACCAAAACAAUCUUGGGUCUUCUGUCUGCUUUGCUGGAUGGUGCUGGGCUUUCCACAUUGCAGAAAACAAAAGGCACGGCGCGUAUUCGAGCGGGAGCAUCGCUUCAAAGCGCGAGGACCUCGGCGGGAUCGAACGCUGUAGCUGGCACAUCGAUCCGAAUUCUCGUGGCUGCACCCAGCAAUGCUGCCGUCGAUGAGUUGGUUGUCCGAGUUCUUAGCGAAGGCUUAUUUGAUGGUGAGAAGGGGGAGUCGUACCGUCCACAAAUUGUGCGCGUGGGUCGCCCGGAAAGUAGCCAGCAACUGUCGAGUUUGGCUGCGGUCCGUGAAGCUAGUGAAAGCAAGAAGAAUCGUAAGAAAAUUCGAAAGUACGCUCGCGAGGUGGAAGAGGUUCUGCUGGAGAGCUUAGUAACAAAGCAUCGAAAAACGUUUCAGACUGUGAAGCAGGCACGCGAGGCGAUUAUCAAGAGCGCACAGAUUGUGUUCUGCACACUUAGUGGAGCAGGUUCUGUAGCAAUGUGCGAAUUUGCGCAAGACUUUGAUGCCCUAAUUAUCGAUGAAGCUGCGCAAGCUGUGGAGGCAAGUACGCUUAUCCCGUUCAAGUUCCGUCCGCAUCGAGUUGUAUUCGUGGGUGAUCACCGGCAAUUACCAGCUACAGUGAUCUCGAAAGAGCUUAUAUCGAUGGGAUAUGACCGAAGUUUGCAGCAGCGCCUUGUGGAGAACGGCUCACCGGUGUUACUGUUGACACAACAGUAUCGAAUGCAUCCUGAAAUUGCUGAGUUUCCGUCGUCUUAUUUCUAUGGUGGGCGACUGGUGCAAGACGACAAUAUGAGUGAAUGGACUGCUCAGAGUUACCACUGUGAUCCAGCUUUCAAGCCGUUACUAUUCUAUGAUGUACAAGGAGCUCAAAGUCAGGUGAGUGGGUCUACGUCACUUCGUAACAUGAACGAGGUCGAAGUUGUGGUCCAACUUGUUCGUCGUUUGGCUCAACAAUUUCCACAACACGAGUGGAAGAAGCGUAUCGGUGUCAUUGCACCGUAUAAACAACAAAUUUGUGAAGUACGUAAUGCAAUGGGAAAGCUCGAAAUAGAAUUGAAUUGCCAUCUCGGCAUUGAAGUGAAUACUGUGGAUGGUUUUCAAGGUCGUGAAAAGGAGAUUAUCAUCUACUCAUGUGUCCGCACAAGUCAUAACAGUCGUAAAAGAAGGAAGAGGCGGCGCAAAGAGGACAAUGACAAGGAUGGUAAUGUCCUUGAUGCCUUCUGGGCAGAUGAGCGACGAAUGAAUGUCGCUAUUACUCGAGCCAAAAGCAGUCUAUGGAUCGUUGGGAAUUCAACGUUGUUGACUCAAAGUUUUGCAUGGAAAGCACUCAUCCAGCACAUGAAAGACCACAAUAGGUAUAUCAGUGAUAGUACUGACCUAUUAUCUGCUAACUCGUCGACACGUAACGCCAAAUAG